Molecule: messenger RNA, 1635 nt
Organism: Amblyraja radiata (thorny skate)
Lineage: Eukaryota; Metazoa; Chordata; Chondrichthyes; Rajiformes; Rajidae
Product: zinc-binding protein A33-like
Exons: 6
Coding region: 155-1576 (473 amino acids)
Molecular function (GO): zinc ion binding; protein binding
Source: RefSeq, a predicted model, not a curated record
CACCUUCACACUGAACACUUGCAGCCGAAUAACAUUCACUGCCCGGGACGGCAGCGAGCGCAGUGGACACACGCGGUACUGCAGGGGUUCUGCAACUACACGUGAUUGAAAACAUUUUAAACCAGAAAGCAAAGAAAGUGCGGGAUAUAAUAAAAUGGAUGCGAAACGUUCGGCCGGGAGUUGGACCGAGGAGGUAGUUUGUCCCAUCUGCAAAGAUUUCUUCACCGCUCCAGUGGCGCUGGACUGCGGGCACAACUUCUGCCGCCCCUGCAUCACACAGAGUUGGGACAGGGAGGGGAGAAACUCAUGCCCGGAAUGCAGAGAGGAAUCUGCAGAACGCACCCUUACGGUGAAUCGGGCCUUGUUUCGACUGUCCAUGAAAGCUCGAACACUGAGCCCGAAUCUCAACGCGAAGAAAAGCAAACUUCAGUGCGAGGAACAUCAGGAAGAACUGAAGCUGUUUUGUGAAACUGACAAGAAACUGAUCUGUUUGAUUUGUGCAACUGUGAAGGAACACGAGUCUCACAGCUUAAUGCUGUUAGAAGAAGCAAUUGAAUUCUACAAGGAACAAGUGAAAUCUUCUUUCGAAUCUCUCACAGAAAAGGAAUCAGAGAUCCAGAAAAUGGAGCAGGAACAGAAAGAGAGCAUUUCUGGAGUUCAGAAAGAGUCACACAACCUUCAGUCACUGAUCGCAUCCCAGUUUGCUGAAAUGCACCAGAUUCUCACUCUGAAAGAGCAGCGUUUACUCGGAGAAGUCCGGGAAGAAGAGGCGAAGAUUGUAAAAACAAUGGAGAAAAAUCUUCAAGAGAUACAAGAGAAUUUAAAUUCCAUUCAGGAGGAACUCUCAACGUUUCGGGAACAGACAGGACAUAAGGACGGCAUGAUAUUUCUUCAGGAGGAAGCUGGUCGCAAGAGGAGGGAUAGUGAUGAAAACAAACCAAUGUUGGUGGUAGAUGGCGCGUUGCCCAUUGAAAAGUAUGAUUGCACCUUAUUCUACAACGUGGCAUUGAGCGAAACAUCUGAUAUCAUCAAACGAGUCUCCGUCACCCUGGAUGUGGAAACAGCCGGUCCGCUGCUUGAGGUGUCUAAGGAUCGGAAGAGGGUGAAAUGUACCAGGAUCUGGAUCCGGAGAAGUCUCCCUGACACCGGGAAGACGUUUACAGGCUCGGCGUGUGUGCUAGGAUCGGAAGGAUUCACAUCGGGGAGACAUUACUGGGAGGUGGAGGUGGCGGGGAGUCGGGGAUGGUGUCUGGGAGUCAUCGCAGAGUCUGUGGAGAGGAAGGGAGAGGUCACACUGACCCCGGAGACUGGAGUCUGGAGCAUCGAGCGGUUGGAUGACAAGUCUAAAGCAUUCACCUUCCCUCCAUUCCGUCUCCCCACACGCCGGGUCCCCGGGAAGGUGGGAGUUUAUCUCAGUUACGAGUCGGGGACAGUUUCUUUUUACGACGCGGACACCAAGUCCCAUCUCCACACCUUCACUGGGAAUAAAUUUACGGAGAAACUUUAUCCUUACUUUGAGAAUUGGCAUAAAAACCAGUGGCUGAGAAUCUGCUCCGGUUCUUCUCCGGGUGUGUAAAAGGGUCGGGUCCCGGGACCCGCGUCAGGAGCGGGGCUCGGGGGCUGUGGGGCAGAAAC